Messenger RNA from Porites evermanni, 336 nucleotides. NCBI's taxonomy places the organism in Eukaryota, Metazoa, Cnidaria, Anthozoa, Scleractinia, Poritidae. The record is from the annotation of a GenBank genome assembly.
AUGGUCUCGUUGUUAUUAUCUUCUUGCCAGAAUAAUGGAACUUAUGUCCUGAAACUCCACAUUUCACCAAGUGCAUUUAUCUUCACUAAAGCUGAUGAUUACAAUUCUCGUCAUCUACGCGGUUCUACAGGAGUUGUUACCCUUCUACUUCCGUCUGCAAGACCUCAGAUUUUUACGUACACCAUGCAGCUUUAUUCCGUUGAUGAAGUGCAACACUCCUUAGUGUCUUGCCUGGAGCAAACGAUUUAUGUUCCUGGACCUUGGCUGGAAGAGUACCAGGAAGGCCCCACAAUUGAACAUCCCAUUAGGAAGAUCAGGCCUCAAGGUGAAUGCUAG